Molecule: messenger RNA, 496 nt
Organism: Meloidogyne enterolobii
Lineage: Eukaryota; Metazoa; Nematoda; Chromadorea; Rhabditida; Meloidogynidae
Source: the annotation of a GenBank genome assembly
UAUUUGUAGUAAUUUCCAUUUACUUAUACUAAAUUCAUUUAAAUUAUCAACAACAAAAACAAUGGGAGAAGGAUUUCAUUUUCAUCCAGAUUAUAUUUCCUCAAAUAGAGGAAUAACUAAAAUUGUCCAAAUUGUUUUGGGUUUGGUUGUCUGUUCGGUUUUGUGUUCUAAUUGGUAUGGCGGUUCAAGCUGUUUUGGCGAAGGACGACUUGGUUAUGUAAGUGGACUUAACUUUAUUGUUGUCGUUGUCAACAUUGUGAUAUUUCUGCUUGGAUUAUUUAGUAUACGCUUUCAUAAAACGGAGCAACUUUACAAUUUAAUUGCGGCUCUACUAUUUCUUAUAGCCAUUGUUUUGCUCCUUUGGUUUAUGAUUCAAUACAAUACAUGGGGAAUUUGGAUGAUAAUUGUUGUGGUUUGUAUUAUUAUCAUCUUCAUACUUUUCCAAUGGGAUUUUAAAGGAAAUCGAACAAUGCAAGAUGGACAUUUACCUAUUUAA